AUGGCCGAAACCACACCCUCCGCAGCGCAACCAGCACCCCCCUCCGGCUCUGAUCAGCCGGUCGCCAUCGUCUGCGUCGGCAUGGCCGGCUCGGGCAAGACGACCUUCAUGCAGCGCAUAAAUUCGUACCUCCACUCCAAGCGCACACCCCCCUACGUCCUGAACCUCGACCCGGCAGUACGAACCGUGCCUUUUGACUCCAACAUCGACAUCCGGGACAGCGUGAACUACAAGGAGGUCAUGAAGCAGUACAACUUGGGGCCGAACGGCGGGAUCCUUACGAGUCUGAACCUCUUCGCUACCAAAAUCGAUCAGAUACUGGGGUUGCUGGAGAAGCGAUGCGGGCCGCCGACGCAGGAGGAGAAGGCGGCGGGGAAGAAAGGUAUACAGAACAUACUGGUGGAUACGCCCGGGCAGAUUGAGGUGUUUGUGUGGUCUGCGUCGGGCGACAUCCUGCUCUCUUCUAUCGCGUCCUCGUUUCCCACGGUUAUUGCGUACAUCAUUGACACGCCUCGUACGGCCAGUACCUCGACCUUCAUGUCAAACAUGCUGUAUGCGUGCAGCAUACUGUACAAGACGAAGCUGCCUAUGAUCCUGGUCUUCAACAAGACGGACGUCAAGGAUGCAGAGUUUGCCAAGGAAUGGAUGACGGACUUCGAAGCGUUUCAGGCAGCGUUGCGGCAAGAGCAGGAGACCGGCAGCUAUGGUGGGGCUGAAGGAGGCGAGGCGGGAGUAUCCGGACUGGGUGGGGGAAGUGGGUAUAUGGGCAGCCUGCUGAACAGCAUGUCUCUGAUGCUGGAGGAGUUCUACAGUCAUCUGAGUGUAGUGGGUGUGAGUAGCAUGACUGGUCAGGGCGUCGACGAGUUCUUUGAGGCGGUGCAGGAGAAGAAGGCGGAGUUCCUAAGGGACUACAGGCCCGAGCUCGAGAGGCGGCAGAAGGAGAGGGAGAAGGAGAAGGAGACAAGGAGGGAGAAGGAGCUGGACAGGCUGAUGAAGGAUAUGGCUGUUGGCGGGUCCAAGAAGAGGUCGGGUCAGAAAGAGGAACCAGAGACCAUAAGUGAUUUGGAGGAUGAGGACGAGGAUGAUGCCGGAGGGGAGAUGCUGGAGCCGGAUGAUGUGGAUCCUGAUGCCGAGGACACUGACGACAAGAUCAGUGGGCUGCAGGACAGAUAUAAGACAGCUAUGAAGGGUCAAGGCGGACCAACAGAGGACGACUACAGCUUUGCAAGAUACGUACGCUCUGCGAAUGUCGGCUGA
This is a messenger RNA of Coniosporium apollinis CBS 100218, 1257 nucleotides long. RefSeq lists its product as uncharacterized. NCBI's taxonomy places the organism in Eukaryota, Fungi, Ascomycota, Dothideomycetes. Gene Ontology annotation, molecular function: GTPase activity. The transcript has a single exon. The coding region runs from base 1 to 1257 and encodes 418 amino acids. The record is from RefSeq and is a predicted model, not a curated record.